AUGUCAGAAACAACGUUGACAACAAUAACAACGACAACAGCCAGCACGACUGCUAGUACCACGAGCGCUUCGACAACAACGACAACUACAAAAACAACGACAACAACAACGACAACGACAACAACAACAACAACUACAAAAACAACGACAACGACAACGACAACGACCACAACAACGACAACAACAACUACAAAAACAACGACAACAACAACGACAACAACAACGACAACAACAACAACAACUACAACAACAACGACAACAACAACAUCAACGACAACAACGACCACAACAACGACAACAACAACAACAACUACAAAAACAACAACAACGAUAACAACAACGACAACAACAACAACAACAACAACAACGACAACAACUCGUACAACAACAACAACCACAACUACAGGUAAAAAUAUCUGA
Messenger RNA from Rotaria sp. Silwood1, 420 nucleotides. NCBI's taxonomy places the organism in Eukaryota, Metazoa, Rotifera, Eurotatoria, Philodinida, Philodinidae. The record is from the annotation of a GenBank genome assembly.